CUCCUCAAUCAACACUUUCUUGGUACAAACACAGCAAACCAUCAAAGAUUCCCAAAUAUUUUCUCUCACUUUCUAUCACUUUGCCGGAAAAUGUCGUCAUGCAGCAAAAUCCGCCACAUUGUCAGACUCCGCCAACUGAUGCGGCGGUGGAGAAACAAGGCGGCGGUGUCGGCCCGUCGCAUACCGUCGGACGUGCCCGCGGGACACGUGGCAGUCUGUGUGGGCACCAAUUGUAGGAGGUUUGUGGUGCGCGCGACGUACCUGAACCACCCCGUCUUCAAGAACCUGUUGGUUCAAGCCGAAGAGAAGUACGGGUUCACCAACACAGGCCCAUUGGCCAUCCCAUGCGACGAGUCACUCUUCGAGGAGAUACUCCGAUUCUUGUCCCGAUCCGACUCGGGCAACUCGGGCCGGUUCACGAGUCUCGAGGACUUCCAGAGAUACUGCCACGUGGGCAUCCGAAGCAAUCUUGAUUUCUGGCCUGAAUCUCGACCACUUCUUCAUGGGCUCGCUGAUAAAUCCAUUUGGUGAGCAAUGAAUGGGCUCAUUCAUAUGUUGAGAGUUUUACCCGGAGUUGACUCGUCCGAGUUAACUCGUCCACUGAGUGGAUGGGGGUUCGGGAUUAUUUACCAAGUGAUACCAAAAGAGUUGAUGGGUUCUGAUAAUUUUUCCUUUAUUUUUUUUUUAUAUAUAUAAAUUGUUAUGUAAUUUGUUGGGUGAUUAAUGGGGGUGGUGAGUACUAAGCUGAGACCGGUUUACUCUGGAGAAUGUAACGGAGAUGGCAAAUAGGUGGCCGAGUUACCACCGAGUCGUCCUGGUUCGAAUCGGAGUGAGAUACAUUCUUUAUGGAAAAAAGAAAAGAAGUGAAUAUUGAGUCACUUUUUGUAAAUUCAGUGAUUUAUUGCUUGAUUAAUGGAACUUGUAAAGAAUUUGAGCAUGA
Messenger RNA from Cornus florida, 940 nucleotides. RefSeq names its product auxin-induced protein 6B-like. The record is from RefSeq and is a predicted model, not a curated record. The coding region runs from base 91 to 531 and encodes 146 amino acids. Lineage: Eukaryota; Viridiplantae; Streptophyta; Magnoliopsida; Cornales; Cornaceae. The transcript has a single exon. Gene Ontology annotation, biological process: response to auxin.